AUGCUCGCCCGCUCCAUCCCUUCAAGGGCUGUCAUCCAGAGCAGGCUCGCGCCUCAGCUCGGGGCCUCGUCGGUCCGCCGCCUGUCCAUGGCAGCUAGGCCCUCAGCCGUCGCCCUUGGCAAGCGUCCGGCCGUCGCCCCUCGCAGCUCGGUGCUUGCGCUGGCUUCGGUCGGCUCGGCGCGCCACCUCUCGUUCUUCUCGGCCAAGCCUGCCGAGACGGUCGAGACUGCACAGGCCGCUGUCGCUACUGUUCCCGAGCCAGCCGUGUCUGCUUCUGCGGCUACCGUCCCCGAGGUCCCCCUCUCCACCCCGGUUCCCUCGUCGGACAUGCCUGCCCUCGCCUCGGAGACUGGCCACGCUGCCGGCACCGUCGACCACCUCACCUCGUCUGCUCCGGACCACCAGUUCCACUCGGACCCGUCGUCGCUCCUGCCCCAGGCCGGUGCCAACGGCCAGACACCUACCCUCAUCGACCUGGUGAACAACUCUGGUCUGCCUCUCGAGGACGUUCUCAACGCGCCCGAGGCCGUCCACGCCGCCGUCGCCGUCAAGGACCUCAAGGAGAUUGGCCUGGACCACUACUUCUUCUCGAUCCCGGGCUGGCUGUGCGAUUCGCUGGUGGGCUUUCACAACCUCUCGGGCUUGCCGUGGUGGGCGUCCAUCAUGGGUCUGACCGUCAUGGUCCGUCUGGCCAUUUCGCCAAAGGUCGUGAGCAACAUGAGGCACAACGUCCGCCUCCAGGCCGUCGGCCCGCAGAUGCGUUCGCUCAUGAAGAUGAUGACCGACGCCAAAAAGUCGGGCGACACUCCGACCCAGCAGGUGGCUACCCAGCACCUGCAACAGCUGUUCAAGGACAAUGACGUCUCCCCCUUUAGGCCAAUCACCAUGAUGCUCAUCCAGACCCCCUUCUUCCUGAGCAUGUUCUACGGUAUGCGUCGUUUGGCCGACCUCCCAUUCCCGGCGUUCAAGGAAGGUGGCUUUAGCUGGAUUACCGACCUCACUGUCGCCGACCCCUACUGUGUCCUCCCGGUCACCUCGGUUCUCCUCCAGCUCCUGGUCCUCCGCCUCGGCCAGGACGGUACCGGCACGACCGCUUCUAACGCGCGCAUGGCCACCCACAUCCGCAACGGAAUGACCGCAUUCUCGCCCGUGCUCAUCGCCAUUACGUCGUUUUUCCCUGCUGCCGUCCUCUUUUACUGGACUACCAACAACCUGUUCAGUCUCGGCCAGGCCGUCCUCUUGAAGCAGACCUUGGUCAAGAAGCUGUUGAAGAUUCCAGCCCCUCCCACGAUCGCCGCGCCGCCAGAGGAAGCCGCCGUCGACCCCAACCCGACAAUCAAGGAGACCCUGGAAAGCAUCCCCAAAUUCUUUAAAUCUAUUCGCGAGCAGGUCAACAAGAUGGGCGCCGAGACGUCGGCCGGCAAGCGUGUCGCCGCCGCCCGCCAGGUCGAGGCGGCCAAGGGUGCCCGCGCCGGCACCGGCCUGCUCUCCACCGAGCGCAUCCACGAGCCCACGCGCACCGCCGCCGCCGCCAAGGCCACCUCGUCGUUCCUCGAGGCCACGGCCGCCCCCUCCAAGAAGGCCACCAACGACCAGCCUCCUGCCACCCUCACCGCGGCCGAGAUUAAGCGCCGUCGCGUCGAGCAGGCGCGUGCUUCCCGCCGCGCAAAGAACGAGGACCGUUCUUAG
This is a messenger RNA of Apiotrichum porosum, 1689 nucleotides long. It is a transcript of the gene OXA1, whose product is annotated as Flags: Precursor. The coding region runs from base 1 to 1689 and encodes 562 amino acids. The transcript is spliced from 3 exons. The record is from RefSeq and is a predicted model, not a curated record. Lineage: Eukaryota; Fungi; Basidiomycota; Tremellomycetes; Trichosporonales; Trichosporonaceae. Gene Ontology annotation, cellular component: mitochondrial inner membrane. Gene Ontology annotation, molecular function: membrane insertase activity. Gene Ontology annotation, biological process: protein insertion into mitochondrial inner membrane from matrix; mitochondrial respiratory chain complex IV assembly.